AGUGUAGAAUUUUUAUCUAUUGUCUAAAAUGUGCCACAUAGAUGCCAUGUAGGUGCCACAUAAACACUUUUACCUAAGAUGUUUAAUGCCUUGGAGUUGCUCUAACGUAACAAGCUUCUGAUUGGAAAGACAGGGUGUAUUCGCGCCAGUUCUUGUUGUCACGUGUCGCCAACACAGGUGAUAAACCUUUGUUGAAACUCGAAAGAAGACUGACAUACUUAGCUUAUAACAGUUAAAGAUGAGUCGUCGAAAGGCUGCUUCUACAUUAGAAGGUGUCAAUGUUCCCGAAGAACGAAAAUCUUUCGAAGGAGCAGAAACAAGAAGUCCAAUCUCCAUUAUUUUUUCUUCGUCAGAGAGGGUUUUUGUACUCUGUCUGGUUAUGCGGAUGAUAAAUUCUUUACUAGUGCAAACAUAUUUUAACCCUGAUGAACACUGGCAAGCUUUAGAGGUUGCACAUAGGGUUACAUUUGGGUAUGGACAUCUAACAUGGGAAUGGGAAAAGGGAAUUCGGAGCUACCUGCACCCAAUGAUGUUUGCCGCUUUGUAUAAAGUUCUUGCACUCUUACAUCUUGACACCCCAUUAUUUAUGAUAAAAGCUCCAAGGAUGCUGCAAUCUAUGCUUUCAGCUCUUGGCGACCUCUACUUGUACAAAUUCUCCGGAGUCUUAUUUGGUGACCAUGUUGCACAGUGGGCGCUCUUUGCACAGAUAACAAACUGGUUUAUGUUUUACUGUACAACACGUACUUUAUCAAAUAGUCUGGAGACUGUUCUUACACUUGUAGGCCUAUACUACUGGCCUUGUAUGAGAAAUUCAACUUCUAACAAGGUUUCCAUGGUUCCGAGAAAGUAUGGCUUAGCUGCAGCAGCAUUAGCAUGUGCUAUUCGGCCAACAAGUGCUAUUACGUGGAUAUAUGUUGGUCUUUUGGAGUUGAUAGUAGCACGGGAUCGACUAAAGUUUAUAUUCCUCGAGGCAGCUCCCAUUGGGGGAUUAGUUCUGGGGCUCACUUGUUUGCUGGACCGUUUGAUGUAUGGCUCUUGGGUCUUGGUUCCUCUUAACUUUCUGAGGUUUAAUUUUCUGUCCUCUGGUGGAGACUAUUAUGGAACUCACGUGUGGCACUGGUACUUUACCCAAGGAUUUUCUGUAAUGCUCUUCACUUUCAUUCCCUUCUCAAUAUAUGGAGUUAUCCUGUCUAAACAGUGGAAACUUUCCGGGCUUAUUAUUUGGGUAUUAGGGCUUUAUAGUGUGCUUGGACACAAAGAAUUCAGGUUUGUACUCCCUGUGCUUCCAAUAGCUUUAAUGUUUUCUGGCUAUCACUUGUCUGUGAUUAGCGCCAGUACUCCAGAUAUAAAACGAAAGAUAUCUCCAAGUAAAUUUGGUAAGAGAUCUUUAAAAUCUCGACUGGCCAUCUUUUUCCUGCUUGCAACCAAUGUUCCAAUGGCUUUGUAUAUGAGUAUGGUCCAUCAGAGAGGAGCUGAAGAUGUAAUGAACUAUCUUUCACGAGAAGCUAACUAUGGAAAAGUGAAAAGUGUUCUUUUCUUAACACCUUGCCAUGCCACACCUUACUAUUCAACCCUCCAUGAAAAUGUUCCUAUGCGUUUGUUAGACUGUACACCAAGUGACACCAAAGGAAUUCCUGACGAGUCUGACCGAUUCAUGAUAGACCCAGCUGGUUUUGUGGCAGCCUUUGCCAAAAAUUGGUCUGUACCAAGUCACAUUAUACUAUUUGAUUCUCAAGAAAGGCUAUUGAAGGACUUUCUAGCUUUGCACUCUUUCCAAGAGAGAAGGAGGUUCUUUCAUUCUCAUUUCAAGGUGGACCGAGAUCUUCAAGCAUCAAUUGUUGUAUACACUCUUAGUCGUGAAGGGCAGUGACUACUAUCUCUGCUCAAGAACUAAUUGAAUUUAGACUUUUUUGGCUCAUCAAGUUGAUUCAGCUACACAUGUAUAACAUCAGUCAUUUGUAUUUCAGUGCUAAAGGACAUGUUUUGCUGUUAUAUAAUUUCCAGUCAGCUUAGAGCCUUAUACUAUAUUACUAUUAACGACUCCUUAUAACAGCAUAAUGACAGACGUCAUCUUUUUCUUCUCUUCA
Molecule: messenger RNA, 2087 nt
Organism: Daucus carota subsp. sativus
Lineage: Eukaryota; Viridiplantae; Streptophyta; Magnoliopsida; Apiales; Apiaceae
Product: mannosyltransferase APTG1
Exons: 10
Coding region: 239-1870 (543 amino acids)
Biological process (GO): GPI anchor biosynthetic process
Cellular component (GO): endoplasmic reticulum membrane
Molecular function (GO): alpha-1,2-mannosyltransferase activity
Source: RefSeq, a predicted model, not a curated record